Molecule: messenger RNA, 594 nt
Organism: Eutrema salsugineum
Lineage: Eukaryota; Viridiplantae; Streptophyta; Magnoliopsida; Brassicales; Brassicaceae
Product: protein PHLOEM PROTEIN 2-LIKE A5
Exons: 3
Coding region: 1-594 (197 amino acids)
Biological process (GO): signal transduction
Source: RefSeq, a predicted model, not a curated record
AUGUUAUCUUCCACAGAGUCCCGUUAUCAAGUGUUCUUGAACUAUCGGGGAGAGGAACUCCGUUCAAGCUUCCUGAGUCAUCUCAUUGAUGCCUUUGAAAGGCAUGGAAUCGACUUCUUCGUAGACGAAUACGAGCUGAGAGGCAAAGAACUCAAAAACCUCUUUGUAAGGAUCCAACAGUCGAGGAUUGCGCUUGCAAUAUUUUCUACCAGGUAUGCUGAGUCGAGCUGGUGUAUGGAUGAGUUGGUGAACAUGAAGAAGCUUGCGGAUAAAGAAAAGCUUCAAGUCAUUCCAAUCUUUUACAAGGUGGAGGCACAAGACGUGAGAGAACAAACGGGUGUGUUUGGUGAACACUUUUGGACGCUCGCAAGAGCUUCUAGUGGAGAUCAGAUCAAGAAAUGGAAAGAAGCGUUGGAAUGUAUCUCCGACAAGAUGGGUUUGCCGCUGAAAGACAAUAGCUCUGAAGCUGAUUUUGUCAAAGAAAUUGUUGAAAAGAUUCAAAGAGUUAUAGCAGCAAUUGGAAUCGAGGAAGAAGAUAAUCAUUUUCGGAAAAAGAGGAGAAAGGUUGCACAUGCGAAUGUGAAAUUCAGAUGA